GCUUAGUUUGCGAGAGGAAAAGCAUAUUCGACGUCACAAGGAUCACAAUCAACCGAGCAAGACAAAAGAAUCGAAUCCCAUGUCAAGGUUCCACAGACACAGGCACACAAUCUGGAGAACCGCUCAAUCGGAUAUUCUUUAAGUGCUCUGCAAAUAGAACUUAUCUCAGCUAUAUUAUAUUAAACUUUAACUACAUAUUGUUGCUUAUUACUAUUCUUGUCUCUGUUUCGUGUAGCUGCCCAAUCAUGGCAAAUGUCUUAGAUACCGGUCUGUAGCCGGCCCCGCAUACAGCGUGUGCGCCCUCUCAACAACCAUGAUAACUUGAGUUGAACUUUUCUUUCAGUAUUGAUAACAACAUCAAAGAGUCACAAUGGAUAAGGCAAGAAUUCUACUCGUCGGCUGUGGGGGCAUUGGCUGUAUAGCAGCCCUCAAUCUUGAGUUUGGAGGCAGAGCUCAGGUUACAGCUGUGUUGCGCUCAAGCUAUCAAAUAGUCAAAGAGCGAGGAUUCACCAUUAAUUCCGUUGAUCAUGGUCAAAUCCGUGGCUUUAUGCCAACUGAGAUCCUACCAUCUAUUCCUGAUGUCUCCGAGUCCGGCAUCUCGCCCUUUGACUACAUUGUCUGUGCCACCAAAAACAUACCAGUUAUCUCUCCGCCUGUGGCUGAUCUUAUACGCCCUGCCGUUACUCCCGGAUACACCACCAUAGUACUCCUUCAGAAUGGACUUAACAUUCAAGUUCCUGUCCAAGAAGCAUUCUCAGAUAAUGUCAUUCUUUCUGGUAUCAGCAUGUGUGGUUCCUCAGAGCCUGAACCUGGCACUAUCGAGCACAAUCUGCACGAUGAGCUGCGUAUCGGCCCCUUUGAAGACUUUGGCAACGCUGCCGAGCGAGCAAAGGAUCUUGUAGCUCGCUUCAAUGCUGGGGGACGCUGCACUUGCCACUAUGAUGAUAACGUCACCUCCUCUCGAUGGAAGAAGCUUCUCUAUAAUGCCGUUUACAAUCCAGUUGGUGCUCUGACAAGACUAGACACUGGUGACAUGCAGCUUUGUCCUGGCCUCGUCGACGAGGUUAUACGGCCUGGCAUGAAAGAAAUACAAGCUGCAGCUGCAGCUUAUGGACAGGAGCUUACAGACGAGAUGAUAGAGGCAACAAUUGUGACCGAACCUAUUGACGCUCAUGUGUCGCCAAGUAUGUUGAUAGAUGUUAGAAAGGUAAGUGAACUCAUUCUAUGUCUACUCAGCAGCUCAUGGUUUCCCGCUUUCAACUCACCCCUACAAUCUCACCCUACCUCCAUGGCCCGUAUGCUAUCAGAACAGUACAUUGAGGUUGAAAACCUCCUCGGUGAGCCACUUAGAGCUGCCCAGGCACGUCAGGUACCAACCCCAAUUCUUCAGAACCACUACUCUCUAGCAAGUAGCUAUCAGUGGAAGCUCCAUAGCAAGAAGGAUAUCUCGGAGAUGGGAUGACGUAGAAUAUUCAUCAGUAGUUCAAAAUGAAGAGUUUUCUUUGAGCUGGUCAGAAGGAUAACUCUGGUAUAAGUCCGACUCACCAGGUUAGAAGUGUCAAAGUCAGCUUUU
This is a messenger RNA of Fusarium redolens, 1573 nucleotides long. Its product is annotated as ketopantoate reductase PanE/ApbA-domain-containing protein. Gene Ontology annotation, cellular component: cytoplasm. Gene Ontology annotation, molecular function: oxidoreductase activity. The coding region runs from base 371 to 1462 and encodes 363 amino acids. NCBI's taxonomy places the organism in Eukaryota, Fungi, Ascomycota, Sordariomycetes, Hypocreales, Nectriaceae. The record is from RefSeq and is a predicted model, not a curated record. The transcript has 3 exons.